This is a messenger RNA of Klebsormidium nitens, 2490 nucleotides long. NCBI's taxonomy places the organism in Eukaryota, Viridiplantae, Streptophyta, Klebsormidiophyceae, Klebsormidiales, Klebsormidiaceae. The record is from the annotation of a GenBank genome assembly.
GCUCGAUCGGAUGCUCAAGCCUCAAGGUCGGAGCAAGAUGGCAAUCAGCUGAAAUCAGUCUGAUUUUUGAGGUGGUGUCCAAUUAACAUUCUGCACAAACCCCCAAAGUGGUGCUUUCAGAGGUUUGAGAGGCACACAAGCUUCCUGUCAGGUUUGAGUUGGUCCUUGCUUGAGAUGAUGGCGACCACAGCGUCCGCUCCGGCGGCCAAGUGUUUCCUUCUCAAAGAACAAAUGCUGCAAUCACAGCGUUGCAGCUCAUGCUCUACUCUCAGAGGCCCAGGAGCAUUUCCUCUCAUACAACACCGGAAGGCUUUACGACCGAUGAGCAGUCACUCAAAGCCAGCCUUGACCUUCACUUCUUCAAAGCAGUCUACUUCACAACUGCAUCGUAGUUUGCAAAACAAACAGCAUUCGGCAGCGUUCAGAGUCUCUGCUCAAAGUAGUCUUUCAGCUGCAUCAGAGCCAGCUGGUUACGCGCAGCGAAAAAGUGACACGAGGGCCAGGGGGGACGUUCGCACGCUAGCGGUAGCGGAAGCAGUGGGAAGAGAUUUGGGGAGUCAUGAAGAGGAGGAAGAGAUAGAAGCGAACACUGGUGAUGAGCGGGAGUUGCCAGCAUUCGACUGGAAAGCUCAUUGGUAUGCUGUGGGGGUGGUGCAAGACAUGGACCCGAGCAUCCCCCACCCGCUCACCAUCCUAGGCCAGCCAGUCGUCCUCUGGUACGAUAGGAACGAAGCUAAGUGGCGCUGCUUCUUGGACCAGUGUCCCCACCGCCUUGCGCCCCUUUCCGAGGGCAGGAUCGACGAGGAAGGCCGUCUUCAGUGCAGCUACCAUGGGUGGUCGUUCGAGGGACGGGGGGCGUGUGCGUGCAUCCCACAGGCUGCUUCUGAAGGCCCUGAGGCGAAGGCAGCCGCCAACCCGCGCGCAGCGGUGCGCACUUUCCCCAUCUCUGAGGCGGGCGGGCUGCUUUUUGUGUGGCCCGACAGUGAUCCCAAGGCGGCCUACAAGGCGGCCUACUCGCGCUUGCCUUUGACGCCAGGCGUCGCGGACGAUUGGAUGACAUCACACUACGCCCGCGACAUGGAGUACGGGUACGAGAUCCUGGUGGAGAAUCUGGUGGAUCCCGCCCACGUGCCAUUCAGCCACAACGGCGUCGGAGGGAUCAACCGGAAGUCGGCCGCUCCCCUCGAGUUUCGCAUCACGCGCAUGGACCACACCGGCUUCUUCGGCAGAGGCGUCAGCGGCAGCUUUGCCCCGAACACGGUCGGGGGGAACGAGUUCCUAGCGCCCAACCGCUUCUCCUACACUCGAACCACCCCCCGAGACGACGGCUCGGAAUCCAACUUCAUCAUCACUGUACACGUCACCCCGCGGGGGCCCGGGAAGAGCCGCGUAAUCCUGUCUACGUACGCAAAGACUUUGAACGAGAAGAAAGUGAAAACGGGGCUUCUGGCGAGGGUGAAGGGGUUCAACUUCCGGCGGCUGCUGUUCCGGUUCCGGCCCCGGUGGCUGACCCACCUGGUGCUGGACGCGAUCUUCGACGGGGACGCGGUGUUCCUCCGGGGGCAGGAGAUUGCGCUGCAGACCACGCCAGCGAACGCGUCCGCGACGUCAGCGGUCGACGAGCGCGGGGUCCGCAAAGUCGACGCUCCGCGGGAGUACUUCAUGCCCACGCCCGCAGACCGGUUCGUGCUCGCGUUCCGACAGUGGCUCAACCGGUAUGCAGGCGGCGGCGUCCCGUGGGCCGAGCUGGGCGUGCCAGAACUUGACGUCAAGCUGACGUCACGGGAGGCCGUCAUGGACCGCUGGCAUCAGCACACCACGCAGUGCACCACCUGUUCCGGCGCGCUCGAGAAGGCGCGCACCGCCCAGAAAGCUCUUUGGGUGGCUGCCGCGCUUCUUGUCGCCGCCACCCUAGUUGCCGGCCAGGCGUGGGGACCGCUAGCGCGCGGGGGGUUGGUCUCGCUCGCGCUGCUUUCGACGGCCGCAGGAUUCGCGCUCAACGGGCUCGUUCAGCGCUUCAUCUACACCGGGUACAACCACGCCAAGUAGGAAGGGUAUAAUCUAGUGCGGUCUGCAUUGGACCAUAGGCAAAGGUCUCGCGGCACGAGCUGUACAUAGCAUGCGGUGUACAUAGUUGGUCAAGUAAAGCGCUUCAUUAGGUGCAUACGAGUCGGAUAUAUCCAUGCGAACACUCUUAAGACCUUCCUUGCUCAGCUGGAAACCACAAGGUCGAACAUCGAUCGAUACCAAGAACGCGAUAGUUGCUCAUUUGACCCUAGUUUAAUGACUCCUUGCCGAAUCGACACAUGUGGCACCAAGAUUGAAUUGCAAUCUGCACGCUGUAUAGCACGCAGUACGUAGCCAAGUUCAAACCGAUCAAGCUGUCUGGCUAUCGAAAGGCUUCUGGCACCGUCUCCAACGUCAAGGGCAUGCCCGGAGAAAAUAAACCGUAAUUGGAGAUCGACUAGAUCGAGUCAUGCAAGGCCGGCG